AUGGCGGAAGGAACUCGCAUGAAGGACAUGGAGACACGGCUCCAGCAGCUGGGAGCGGCAGUGACCGAAAUCCAAAAUAGAAUGGAUAGGACAGAGUUGGAAGCUAACAGAAACCAUGAGGCAGUGAUUGCCAUGGACCGAAGGAUGGAAGACUCCAUGGAAGGGCUUGAAAGGAGAUUAGAAGGGUUAGCUCUAGACUUUCCACCUAGAGGAGAGAAUGAACCUCUCUUGCAAAGGGUUAUGAUUAACCCGGAAGAAAGAGGUCGGGAAGAGUUAGAAAUAAUAGGAGGAGAAGAGCAGAACCAUCACCCUCCAGGAUUUCCUAUGCCUCGGAUGGAAAUCCCGGUAUUCGAAGGGAUACAUCCUCGGUGGUGGCUGAGAAAGUGCGAGCGAUUGUUCGAAUGGUAUAACGUCCCCAGAAUGCAGAGGGUGGGCCUAGCCGUUGCAUACUUCAAUGAGGUGGUAGACGCAUGGUUCCAGGGGUGCUUGAGUCUAAGGAGAGAAUACACCUGGGAGGAAUUCUCUGAAAGGUUAUGUGAACGCUUUGGAGAGAGAAGUGUGGUGGACACCAUUGAAGAAUUCAAUAAGCUACGGCAAACCGGGAGUGUGGGAUCCUACCUCAAGAAGUUCGAGGAGCUUAGAUCAUACAUGGUUAGUCAUAACCAUCACCUCUCAGAAGCUUAUUUUGUAUCAAGCUUCAUGAGUGGGCUGAGCGAAGAACUCAGACCAAUGGUUAAGAUGAUGAAGCCGCGGACAGUUGAACAAGCUUCAAAAAGUGCUCGUUUACAAGAAAUGAUGGUGGAGGCCUUGAUCAAGAAGCAAAGGCAACUGCCCAGAGGAGCUAACACCGGGACAACUGGUAUGGGGACAAAAGGAUGCGGGGAUAGAUAUCACCCGGGCCAUCAGUGCAAGAGGCAGAUCUUACUAUUGGAAGGAGAGGAAGAAGGGGAGCAGGACAAAGCCAAAGAAGGAGUGGAAGGGGGUGAUGAAGAGGAUAAUGGAGAGAUCUCCCUACAUGCCUUAAAGGGAGUGGCCGACAACAAGAUCAUCAAGGUGGGAGGUCAAGUUAAAGACUGCAAUCUCAUGAUUUUAAUUGAUAGCAGAAGCACUCAUAGCUUCCUCGAUGAAAGCAUGGCUGAGAAGUUGAAAUGCCCACUCACGGGAACCAUUCCCCUGAGCGUGACAGUUGCCAACGGCCAGAGGGUGCUAAGUAAUUUCACCUGCAAGGGCUUCUGCUGGGAGAUGCAGGGAGAGAAGUUUGAGACAGACCUGAAGUUGCUUCAACUAGGAGGGUGCCAUGUGGUUUUAGGAGUGGACUGGAUGAAGGGGGUGAGCCCCAUCAGCUUCGAUUUCAAUAGAAUGGAGGUGUCAUUUGAAAAAGAUGGUAGAAGGAUGACACUGACCGAGAAGAGCGAGAUGGGGGCCUGUAAGAUGAUAUCGGGAAGGAGGCUGCAAAGAGUGUUGAAGAGUAAGUGGAGUCAGAUAGCCCACCUUUUCUCAGUGGUAGCAGCCGAAGGGGAUCACACAGAAGCUGCGACACAAGGGGAGAUGGGGUUGACAAUAAGCACACCCCAGGGAAUGCAAAACCAAGUAUGUCACUCGGAUGCCCUUAAUAAACUGUUGGUGGAUUACAAGGAUCUUCUUAGGGAACCAAAAACUUUACCCCCUACCCGAAUGUUUGACCAUAACAUUAAUCUUAAACCUGGUGCCGAACCUAUCAAUAUUAGAGCAUACCGAUACCCUCCCAACCAAAAGAACGAAAUUGAAAAAAUGGUGAGAACCAUGCUGGAACAAUCCCUCAUUAGACCCAGCCAAAGCCCAUUUGCUUCUCCUGUCCUCCUAGUCAAAAAGAAGGAUGGAACAUGGAGAUUUUGUGUCGAUUAUCGGCAACUAAAUGCCAUGACUAUUAAAGAUAAAUUUCCUAUACCCUUAGUGGAGGACCUAUUAAACAAACUUAACCAUGCCAAAUUCUUUUCUAAACUAGAUCUAAGGGCCGGAUACCAUCAAAUUAGGAUGAAGAUUGAAGAUAUCCCAAAAACAGCCUUCAAAACCCAUCAUGGCCACUUUGAGUUCCUAGUGAUGCCCUUCGGGCUCACAAAUGCCCCGGCGACCUUCCAAUCCCUCAUGAACAGAAUUUUUGAACCCUAUCUCCGCAAGUUUAUAUUGGUUUUCUUUGAUGACAUACUUGUUUACAGCCCUACAUUCGACCAACACCUAGCCCACCUCAAAAUCACCCUUGAAAUCCUAAGAACCCACCAGCUUUUUAUUAAGGAAUCCAAAUGUGCUUUUGCCCAAAGACAGGUGGAAUAUCUCGGUCACCUCAUAUCAGAUGGCGAGGUUAGUACCGAUCCCAGGAAGGUGGAAGCGAUGUUGUCUUGGCCAAGGCCCACAUCCCUGAAGGCUUUGAGGGGAUUCUUAGGGCUGACCGGGUAUUAUCGAAGGUUUGUGCAAAACUACGGAAUUAUCAGCAAGCCACUGACCAACUUACUGAAGAAGGGAGGAUUCAAUAGGGGGCAGGAGGCAGAGGAAGCAUUCGAGAACCUGAAAGGAGCUAUGAGUAGAGUACCGGUGUUGGGCCUCCCAGAUUUUGACAAGCCUUUCACUCUAGAAACAGAUGCGAGUGGAACCGGGGUAGGGGCAGUGCUGGCUCAAGAGGGAAGACCCCUAGCCUUCCUGAGCCAAGUAUUGAGUCCAAAACACUUAGGACUCAGCAUUUAUGAAAAGGAACUUCUGGCUGUGCUCAUGGCGGUAGACCGUUGGAGGCACUACUUGGAGGGCAACAAGUUCAUCAUAAAAACGGACCACGAGAGCUUAAAAUUCCUACUGCAACAGAAGCUCUAAACGCAACUACAGAAGAAGGGAAUGACCAAAUUAAUGGGUCUGGAUUACAGAAUUCAAUACCGGAAGGGAAAAGAAAACA
Messenger RNA from Diospyros lotus (date-plum), 2920 nucleotides. RefSeq lists its product as uncharacterized. The transcript has 3 exons. The coding region runs from base 1 to 2841 and encodes 946 amino acids. Lineage: Eukaryota; Viridiplantae; Streptophyta; Magnoliopsida; Ericales; Ebenaceae. The record is from RefSeq and is a predicted model, not a curated record.